This is a messenger RNA of Lineus longissimus, 847 nucleotides long. Its product is annotated as heme-binding protein 2-like. The coding region runs from base 1 to 564 and encodes 187 amino acids. Lineage: Eukaryota; Metazoa; Nemertea; Pilidiophora; Heteronemertea; Lineidae. The transcript is spliced from 5 exons. The record is from RefSeq and is a predicted model, not a curated record.
AUGCCUAACAGACCCCUCCUUCCACACCCACAGCCAAAGCCACACCCCUACGUGAUCCCAGUCACCGCAAUGUGGUUUGUGGAAUACGAAGUCAGAAAGUACGAGGCUUCUUACUGGACGAGCACGGACAUGUACGAGAUGAGCAUUGAUGAUGCGACCAGAAUUGGCUUCGGGAGACUCUUCAGAUACAUCAGCGGAAAUAACGCCAACAAGGAAAAGAUUGCCAUGACGUGCCCAGUCCUGACUAAGGUCACCCCCGGCCAAGGUCCCGCCUGCGAGAGCAACUUCACGGAGAGCUUCAUGGUUCCCUUCUCGCAUCAACCCAAGGCGCCUGCGCCAUCAGACAAGGACGUCUACCUCAGUUCCAUGCCGGAGAUGACAGUCUACGUCAAAUGCUUCGGAGGAUACGCCAAAGAAGCCGAAUGGAUCGAAAUGGCCGCAGCCCUCGCCACGGCCAUCGGGGAUACCAGCGUAUUCGACAACACCCACUACUUUACGGCCGGGUACGACAGCCCCUAUCAACCUUUCAAAAGACACAACGAGGUCUGGUUCGUCGGAAAAUAAAAGACAUUAAAAGACAAAAUCAUUGCCAUAGUGUGCAUCAUGCACUCGAUAAAUAUUGUAUACACCAUAAGCUAUCGGAAAAAAUGUGAGGUCGCAAUCAAAUAUGGCGCAAUUUGUUACGUAAGCGUUAAACGUAGAUGUGCUAGGCGUCUCUAUAGGCGGAGUGCCCUGAACUGCAAACCGAAAGACGUGGAGAGGGAGAUGCACAUUCUAAUCGGCAGUGACUAAAACGGUUUGGUACCAAGCCUCAAUUGUUUGUACAUAUAUCUGUUCAUAAUGUAGG